CUGUUAGUAGAAGCGCCUAUGACGAGCUGCAGCGUCACGUGGUAUAAUACAUCCAUCUGGCUGAUAGGAGGUACACGUACCUGAAGUGCAAGUUCCUUCAUUUGUGCCUGCCGACUCGGGUGGUUGCUGAGAAUGCGGUACCUUAAUGCAGCUGGGGUAGCUGUGCUCUCUGUGUGUCUUCUCCUGUUUCUUGUCCCUGCGUCUGCCGACACAGGACUUGGUCGAGGAUUUGGGGAUCAUAUCCAUUGGAGAACUCUGGAAGAUGGGAAGAAGGAAGCAGCUGCUGGUGGCUUACCUCUUAUGCUAGUGAUCCACAAGACAUGGUGUGGAGCCUGCAAAGCAUUAAAGCCGAAAUUUGCAGAGAGCAAGGAGAUUUCAGAACUGUCACAUAAUUUUGUGAUGGUUAACCUGGAGGAUGACGAGGAGCCAAAAGAGGAAGCUUUUAGUCCAGAUGGUGGAUACAUCCCUAGAAUACUAUUCCUUGAUCCCACUGGUAAAGUCCACCCUGAGAUUAUAAACUCUAAAGGAAACCCAAGUUAUAAGUAUUUCUACAACAGUGCAGAGCAAGUGACUGAGUCAAUGAAGGAAGCCCAAGAGAAGCUCACAGGAGACUCCUUUAUGAAACCUACAGAUGAGCUUUAACUCUGGUAUCUCACCUAAUAAUUAUCGUGAGUCACUCUGUGACCCAACCACAGUUGUGUACCUGACUGGGAAUAUGAUACCAGCACAAAUUCACAUUUUUGCAUACUGUAAUGGACCUGCACUGCAAUGCACAGGAGCCAUAAAAGACUGAUAUACUUCAACCUCACCAGAUUCUCUGUAAAACUGAACAUUCUCUGGAAGAUCUUGGCAAUAUAGCAUCAAAGCCCUCUUUUAAUCUUGUUUGCCAAGAGCUCUUAUAAAACUUUGUUUUGCUAAAAAAGGGAAAUACGUUUUAUUCAAAAUAUAUGUUUGCAUUACUUUCUUUGUAUAAAAAAGAUGGACAACUUAAUUGUACAGAUAUAAGGCAAGAUAUCGCCUUGGCAUCUUACAGCAGAAAGUGCCUUGACCCAUAAACCCAGGGUGCAAAAUGUGCAUGCUGCACUGUAAAGAGGCAAGAACUAUUCUGCGAUAUGCAUCUUUUGCACCCUUUUUGUGGAUAUAACACUGGCUGUGAUAUAACACAUUUAGUUCUCUGGCCUUCUAUUCUAACUUAACGUAUAAGUGUCAAUGUACUAUAAUUCACAAUUUUAUCUGUGUUUUCGAAACCUUGCAUUUAUUUUAAUCUGUGUCCACUUACCCACUGUAACUCAUUGUUACAUCUCAGUGUUGGACCCUGAUGUUUUUUUCUGGCCCCAACAUCAAUAUAAAUGGUUUAUUCAGUCUAGGUGAAUGCUGUAAGCACAUUGCAGUUUUGAGACUGUCCAGCCCCAACAAGUAAUGUGUGGUGUGGGUGUUAAGGAGACAGAUUAAAAUACAGGCCACAGGUUUACACUACACUGACCUGAUUUUUUUUUUCCCACCAUGAGCAUUUAGCUAUAUGUAUGGCACAUAUACAGGGGUCUGCUUAUCCUAAGAAAUUUAGAUUCUCUGUCAAUCAAUUACAGUACUAGCUGUUAAGGUUAAUGUGGCAGCAUAUAUUAUCUCUUUACUGUGACAUAUAGAAGUAGCUAAACAACCCAUGACAGAAUUAAGAACCAGAUUAGUAUUUCUGUCUAUAGUGUUAUGUAUGAUUACUGUAUCUCUAAUCUUCCAGUUUUCACUAGUCAUACUGGUACUGCAUGUCUUGACUAAGUGUUACUGGCAUGAAUUUACUUGGUGUAAAUACAGUAUUUUUUUUCAUUUGGCACAUUUGCACAGUACUGUUUUCACAAUAGAUUAAUGAAAUAUGCAGGCACUAAAUGUUGACUCCAGCAGAUUUCCUUGUGGUAGAGUUACAGACCAGUAAAGGAAAGUAUUUUUUGUUUGUUAGCUGCAUAAGGCUAUUGCCACACGGCCAGAUUCUCGACCUGCACAAUCUGACCCUCAGCUUUAAAUAUCUGAAGCACUGCUUCAGUCCAAGUACCAGGUGCACACAGCGUAUUUUAGCCUGGAAACUGCAACUUGCGUAUUCUUCAAGUGUAGGGGCAGAUUUUGGGCCUGCAGAUAAACGCAGGCCAACAAUCUGCCCUGUGUGGCAAUAGAAUAAACGUUCCUUUUUUUUUUUUUUUUUUAAAAGUAGGUAGUGACCUCAAAAGGGCAUUGCUUAAUGUGUGCAAACAUCAUUUCUAUUCUUUGCUAAGGCAUUCUUUGGGGUGAAGACACAUGGGUCGAUUAGUCGCUGCAACUUUUUAUUGCCCAUAGACUAUAAUGGCCAUCGCAGUGACUAAUCGGCCCUUGUGUCUUCGCCCUUAGGCAUCAGCAGCUGUUUUAGGUCAUUAGGUGAUCCUAUUCUUUUGUGGUUGAGGAAAGUAAGUUAACAACUUUCCCUUACAUGUAAAGCCAACGAUGCAAAGAAGAACUAUGAUGCGAGUACUUAUCAUAAUGUCUGUAGAAAAUAUAAAUUUAAAGAUAGCUCUAUUAUCCUUAAACAUUCUAAAGAAAAUAAUAGGUUUAUAGGGAACAUUUUUAUAUCUAUUAUGCACAUAUUUCUAGGAAUAUGUUAGGUUAAAUAAUGUCCAUAUAAAAGAUGGCCAGUUUGAUUAAAGAUAAAUGUAAACAAUUGCCACACAUGGAAUCUAAUGACUUGUAAACACUCAUCUCCCUUACACAUGUUUGAACAGUAUGUGUUGAUUUAAACAUUUUGAUUAUUGCUUGCAUUUCUGGAAGUUCUGAAUUAAUACAUUUGAAUAGGUAAAGGCUGUAUGUGAUUUAUUCAAUAUAAACUUUUUUUUUCCUCUAGAAUUUGUAAAAAAAACAACUAUUUUUUAACUGGGCAAAAAUAAAGUCUAUUACCCUGACAAAUUUA
This is a messenger RNA of Xenopus tropicalis (tropical clawed frog), 2926 nucleotides long. RefSeq names its product thioredoxin domain containing 12 (endoplasmic reticulum) (gene txndc12). The transcript is spliced from 7 exons. Gene Ontology annotation, molecular function: protein-disulfide reductase (glutathione) activity. NCBI's taxonomy places the organism in Eukaryota, Metazoa, Chordata, Amphibia, Anura, Pipidae. Gene Ontology annotation, cellular component: endoplasmic reticulum lumen. Bases 133 to 642 code for a protein of 169 amino acids. Gene Ontology annotation, biological process: cell redox homeostasis. The record is from RefSeq and is a predicted model, not a curated record.